UUGUUCCUUGAGGCAACAGGAGGGCCCCCGCCGCGCCCAGCCUGAGGCGAACUCCCAUAACACAGCACCUGUCCGGUAACUCCGUCAGAGCUGCUCGAUUUCUGGGAAAGUAAUUCUCGAUUGACGCAAAACCGGUAUCAGCGGGCCUUCGUUCAGCUGCCACCUGAUGGUCUUAAAUGACCGUAGACGAGUGUAACAGAACUUUAAUGAUCCUUGGCUGUUACUGAUGAAGCAACAGAACAUCACAUUUCUUAAAUGAAGCCCAAGUGCUUGUGUGUAUAUAUACAUUUUGUGGAGUGAUACAGUCUUUAGUAGUCUGCUUACAUGUGUAAAUCACUACGUUACUGUGUUAGCCACUGCCUCUAUGCAGCAAUGACAAAACUGGAAGAAGCAAACCGAGAAGUGAGCAUGCAUUCCUCUGUCCGGUAUCUGGGCUAUUUAGCCCGAAUGAAUUUAUUGGUUGCAAUAUGCAUGGGCCUUUAUGUCAGAUGGGAGAAGAAUGCAGAUGCACUAAUACUCGUGAUCUUUAUCCUGGCUCUCUUUGUUCUUGGAAUUGCCAGUAUACUUUAUUACUACUUUUCCAUGGAAGCAGCAAGUUUAAGUCUUUCUAAUCUUUGGUUUGGAUUUUUACUUGGUCUUCUCUGUUUUCUUGAUAAUGGUGCUUUAAAAAGUGAUGUGAAAGAAGAAGCAACAAAAUACUUACUCCUUUCCUCCAUAAUUAUAAGAAUAUUGUAUGCUUUGGUGCAGAGGAUAUGUGGCUGUAUCCAUCAUCGACCCACUUUGUUAACAACGGUUGAGUUCCUGGAACUGGUUGGGUUUGCAAUUGCCAGCACAACUAUGCUGGUACAAAAAUCUAUGAGUAUUAUCUUGCUGGUUGUGGCUUUAGCAAUGCUUAUUAUUGAUUUGCGGAUGAAGUCUUUCCUUGCCAUUCCAAAUUUGGCAAUCUUUGGCAUCCUAUCCUCGGUAUUGUUUUUUCCUUCCCUAGAGAUACCCACAAAUCCAUUUGCCUUAGGAUGCUUUUUUAGCUGUCUGAUCACAGACUCUCUUCUUGACGUUUACUUUAGUGGACUUUCAGUUACAGAACGCUGGAAACCCUAUUUGUUUCGUGGGAGAGCCUGUCGAAGAUUUUCCGUCAUCUUUGUUGGACUUAUUGAACUUACUUCUUUCAUACUAUCAGCCUUCAAGCUCGGUGAUUUGGAUCGCUGGUACUUUGUGAUACCGGGUUUUUCUAUUUUUGGAAUUUUCUGGAUGGUCUGCCAUAUCAUUUUUCUUAUAACUCUUUGGGGAUUCCAUACAAAAUUGAAUGACUGUCACAAAAUCUACUAUACGCACAGGGCAGAGAACAACAACCUUGAUAGAGUUAUGGCAUCUAAAGGAAUGCGUCAUUUUUGUUUAAUUUCUGAGCAACUUGUAUUUUUUAGCCUUCUUGCAACAGCAGUUUUGGGUGCUGUAUGUUGGCAGAAAUCCAAUGGAAUCUUCAUGAGUGUGUUUCUGAUUGUUUUACCUCUUGAAUCCAUGGCUUAUGGGUUAUUUCACGAACUGGGGAACUGUUUGGGAGGAACAUGUGUAGGGUAUGCAGUUGUGAUUCCUACCAAUUUCUGCAGUCCUGAUGGCCAACCAACCCUGCUUCCACCUGAGCAUGUACAAGAGUUAAACUUGAGGUCAACAGGUAUGCUUAAUGCCAUCCAAAGAUUCUUCGCCUAUCAUAUGAUUGAGACUUACGGCUGUGAUUAUUCCACAAGUGGACUUUCUUUUGAUACGCUUCACUCCAAGCUGAAAUCUUUUCUUGAACUUCGGACACCAGAUGGACCCAGACAUGACACCUAUGUUCUGUAUUACAGCGGCCACACUCAUGGCACUGGGGAAUGGGCACUCGCAGGCGGUGAUGCAUUACAGCUGGACACACUUUUGGAAUGGUGGAGAGAGAAGAAUGGCUCUUUUUGUUCAAGGCUUAUUAUAGUCUUAGACUGUGAGAAUUCACAGCCUUGGGUUAAAGAAGUAAGAAAAGUCAACGACCAGUAUAUUGCAGUACAAGGAGCGGAGCUGGUUAAAGUGGCAGACAUUGAUGAAGCAGACCCUCCACGCCUAGGUGACUUUACUAGAGAAUGGGUGGAAUACAAUUGUAACCCUGACAAUGACAUCAGUUGGUUUGAAAAGGGGCGAACUAUCAAAGCCAUGUACGGAGUCUCAAAACGAUGGAGUGACUAUACUUUACACUUGCCAACAGAAAGUGAUGUUGCCAAACAUUGGAUGAUGUAUUUUCCCCGAAUCACCUACCCUCUGAUUCAUCUGGCAAACUGGUUCUGUGGUCUUAAUCUCUUUUGGAUCUGCAAGGCUUGUUUUAGAUGUUUGAAAAGGUUAAAAAUGAGUUGGUUCCUUCCUACAGUAUUGGACACAGGGCAGGGCUUCAAACUUGUCAGAUCUUAAAUUAAGACCCAAAGAUGAGCAGGAGCUCUUAAAACUUUAACAUAUGACUGACUUGUAACAGUUUACAUUGUUGAAGGAACCCUGCUACUUAUCACAGCAGCAUCACCUUUGUUCUUUACUUUGAGUAGCUAUAGAAGAUGCAAAGGGUUAAACUCCAUUAUGAAACAACAGCAUUGGUAUUAGGUGAAAUGUGUUUCUGAUGUUGAUCUGAAUUCUGUAAAAGCCAUUUAGUAUGACCAUGUUUCAGAGAUGAGUUUGUAUGCUCGUCUGCAUGGGAGCUAACUGAGGGCUAUAUAGGCAAAUUCCUUUUUUUUUCCUUUCGUGUUGUUAUGCUUUAUAUGGCAGGUGUAUCCCAUGAAAAAUAAUUUCAAAAAUUUCAGAACUAAUUCAGGUCACUCUGUUAUGACCAUACUUUGCACUGAUGGAUUUUCAAGACCUUGUAAAUCAGCACACAGUAGCUAAGGAUAAUGCCAGAUAAUGCCAGAUAAUCCUCAGGGGUAUUAGCACACCAUUUUAAGUGAAUACAAAUAUAGAAUUUAUUGGAACUUCCAAGUAUGUGUAUUUAGAAUAGUGGGUUUAUACCCCUAAUCCUAGAUGUACAUACUUGAGAGUAAGUUGUUAUUAGCUGAGCUUAUUUCAAGGUAGGUAUAAUUAGUAUCGUGGCUAUAGUGAGUUAAUUUUGGAAAUUAUAGCCAAUAGCUGGUCACCUGUGGCAGUAUCAUAGCAUUCAACAUUUCAGACCAUGCCCUUGAUAAAAUCUUAGGCAGUCUAUUGAAUUUGGUGUUGUGAAAGUUGGCUGUGUCUCAAAUCGCUUUUCUUCUGACUGGCUGUCAUGGAAUGAUAGCAAUGUGCUGAACUGUAUUUCAGUUCCAGAACUGAAGCAAGUUAUCUUUAUUUGUAAGUACUAAGGCAUUAAAAGGGGUAUUCCUUGGGACAACCUUCUGAGGCUUCAGAAUCUUACCUUAAUCUAGAAUUGGAAAGUUGGGGUGGUGGGGGACUGUCUAAAGCAUUGGCUGAAAAACAGAGACUGUAAUUGUCUUUUGAAUAAGUUUGGAUCUAUUUAUAAAAGUAAAUGUUCACACAGCUUUGGUGUAAGGACUCUGCUCAAAGUGCCAUUGAUCUAAAAUCACUGUAAAUUAGGGUCCCUGUAAUCUGAUUUCCUUCAUUGGGAAAGUCAAAUUUGCAAGUUAUAUUCUUUUCUCUCCUCUCCUUGCAAAUUCUGUGAAAGCAUUGCAUGAUGAAAGCAUAUGUCAACAAGAGAGUAAUUUAUAAUAUUCAAAUUCUUGUUUUACCUUUUUUUAAAUAAGAGUUUGUUUUCUAAUUAUUUCUGUAUUUCAGCUUGAAAAUUUUGAUCAGUCUUUGUAAAAUAUGUAUAUAACUGUUUGGAUAAGAGAAUUGCUCUUGCUGCAUUAAAUCGCCAUGCAUUAAUACAGUGUUUACUUUAAAAGGGCUUUUAACAAUAAUGCUGGAACGAAAACCUGAAUUAAGAUAAUCAUACUAACCAAGAAGUCCUUUUCUCCAGUAGAUCAUGGCUUCUUCAGAUUCAGGAAUAGAUAAUAGCUUCCCCCCUCCUCUUGCUGCAUACCCUAAUCUCUAUAGCAGUACUUCUGUUCCAGGAUGUAUGGUCCUGAAGUAUCUAUUUGCACAGAUCAAAGGUGCAUGUGAAAUCAACUGCAGGUGUUGGAAUAUGUAGAGAAUCAUAAAUUGCUCCCUCCUUGAUACUGAUACCAAAACUUGGACUUGAGAUAAAGAUAAAAAUGUGUGGGGUUUUUCCUGACCAGAAUCUGAACCAAAGCUAUUAAUGUAAUGGCUCUCACCAGCGUGUAAUGAUCCACAAUCUUGUGGAUGAUCCUGAAAGAGGCUACUUUCUGUUCUGUUGGAUGCUUAUUGUUGCUGCAUUUACUACAGAAAGCUGAAAACAUUGUUGAAUUUCUGGUGUAGUUUCAGCCAUCAUGUCUGUUCAAAUUGUUAGUUUUAAGGGCAUAAGAAUGGUGCCAAUAACCCUAAGUAGAUUAAAAGUGAUUUUCUGAAACUCACACAAUGUCACUUCAGGAUGAAGUGUUCUGUGUGAAGAUAAUAUCUGUGCAGAGGUAUUUCAUUUGGUCCCCUCUGUACUCGUUUUGCUUUAAUGUGCUAAUGCCGGUGCCUCAGACUAGCUUACACUUAAUUGGAAUGCAGGCUGAUAAAGAGUUCCCUGCCAUUUCCUUUCUCUUACAAUUGCACUUUCAUAUGUUUUCAUUUCUUGAGCUGUGUAUUGAAGCCCUUUCUCUGCUUUUAAAAUUGAAUCUUUCUGUAAUAUUUAUUGUGCUUCCUUUGGGAUUACUGACACUGAUUUCAGCUUGAGUAUUUCAAGGGUUUAUUGCCUGUGGUGGAUGUUGUUACUCUAGAAAACUUCCUUGUUUAUCA
Messenger RNA from Eublepharis macularius, 4833 nucleotides. It is a transcript of the gene TMEM168, whose product is annotated as transmembrane protein 168. NCBI's taxonomy places the organism in Eukaryota, Metazoa, Chordata, Lepidosauria, Squamata, Eublepharidae. The record is from RefSeq and is a predicted model, not a curated record. Bases 325 to 2427 code for a protein of 700 amino acids. The transcript has 5 exons.